Acipenser ruthenus (sterlet) is the source of this 2713-nucleotide messenger RNA. Its product is annotated as ornithine aminotransferase, mitochondrial-like. Gene Ontology annotation, molecular function: identical protein binding; pyridoxal phosphate binding; L-ornithine transaminase activity. Lineage: Eukaryota; Metazoa; Chordata; Actinopteri; Acipenseriformes; Acipenseridae. The record is from RefSeq and is a predicted model, not a curated record. The coding region runs from base 66 to 1493 and encodes 475 amino acids. The transcript is spliced from 10 exons. Gene Ontology annotation, cellular component: cytoplasm.
AGGCGGAGGGCGGGCGCGAACCCGGGACCUCUUACACUAAAGCUUACGAAAAUUACGACUAUAGCAUGUUGAAUUGUUUGAGCAGCGCGCAAAAAUCCACCAUUACCAGCCAAGGAUUUAAAGAAACAUUUUUUAUACGCUCUUCAAAAAACAGCCCUGCAAAGAUGUUUUCCAAGCUGAGUGUUUGUGCGAGCUUGGCUACGCCAGUGCUCAGCCGCCAAGUGCACAUGGUGGUCCGUCCUGCAUCGACGGCUGCCUCAAAGCUUAAGAAUAUGGAGAAAUCCUUAUCUGCAGAUGAGGUGUUUGCUCGGGAGGCAAAAUAUGGUGCCCACAAUUACCACCCGCUGCCUGUGGCUCUGGAGCGUGGUGAAGGAGUUUAUGUGUGGGAUGUUGAAGGCAGAAGGUAUUUUGACUUUCUGAGUGCUUACAGUGCAGUGAAUCAGGGUCACUGCCAUCCAAAGAUCGUUGCGGCUCUGAAUGCACAGGCCACAAGACUUACACUGACCUCGCGAGCAUUUUACAAUGAUGUGCUGGGGGAGUAUGAGGAGUACAUCACUAGUCUCUUCAAAUACAACAAAGUGCUGCCAAUGAAUACAGGUGUAGAAGCUGGAGAAACUGCUUGCAAGCUGGCCCGCAAAUGGGCAUACACUGUCAAGGGAGUUCCAAAGUACAAAGCAAAAAUUAUCUUUGCAAAUGGCAAUUUCUGGGGGAGGACAUUAGCUGCUAUCUCCAGUUCCUCAGAUCCCAGCAGUUAUGAUGGAUUUGGUCCGUUCAUGCCUGGUUUUGAAAUUAUCCCGUACAAUGACAUACCAGCUCUGGAGCGUGCACUUCAGGAUCAGAAUGUUGCAGCAUACAUGGUGGAACCCAUUCAGGGUGAAGCGGGAGUGCUUGUUCCUGAUGAAGGCUACUUGACCAAAGUGAGAGAGCUGUGCACCAGACACAAUGUCCUGUUUAUUGCGGACGAGGUACAGACAGGGCUGGCUAGGACUGGCCGGAGACUGGCGGUUGACCAUGAAAGCGUCAGGCCUGAUAUUGUUAUGCUAGGCAAGGCUUUGUCAGGAGGAGCUUAUCCAGUUUCUGCAGUGCUGUGUGAUGAUGAGGUCAUGUUGACUAUUAAGCCAGGUGAACAUGGCUCUACUUACGGAGGAAAUCCAUUGGCAUGCCGGGUAGCUAUUGCAGCUCUUGAGGUUCUUGAAAAAGAAAAGCUGGCUGAAAAUUCAGAAAAGAUGGGAAAAGUCCUUCGAUCAGAGUUGACGAAACUGCCCAGCGACAUUGUAAUGGCUGUUCGAGGGAAAGGAUUGCUGAACGCCAUAGUCAUCAAAGAAACCAAAGGCUACGAUGCCUGGAAGGUAUGCCUGCGCUUGCGUGAUAAUGGGCUCCUGGCAAAGCCCACUCACGGGGACAUCAUUAGACUAGCACCGCCUCUUGUGAUCAAGGAGGAUCAAGUGCGAGAGUGUGCUGAAAUCAUUCAGAAGACAAUCUUGUCCUUUUAGACUUUACCUGCUUAUAGGUCACUUAUUUUUGUCUUGGAAUUUUUUUGGUUGCUGUAGUUGUAUUAUUUAAAAGCCUCCCCAAAACCAGUUUAUUUAAAUAUUGUGUGAUUUAUAUGUGUAUGAUCUCUCAAAAUCCUUACCAACAAACUCAACAAUGUACACAAGCCGUUGCAAGCAAAAACAAAAUAAGCUAUAUAUAUAUAUAUAUAUAUAUAUAUAAUAUAUAUAUAUAUAUAUAUAUAUAUAUAUAUAUAUAUAUAUAUAUAUAUAUAUAUAUAUAUAUAUAUAUAUAUAAAUAUAUAUAUAAAAUAAAUAGUAAUUUGAGCACGUUCAUGUGUUCGUCUUUCCUGGUAAUGUUUGACCCCUAUAAACAUGUAAUACAUCAAUAUAUAUGCAAAGCCUUUGAAAUGUUAUUUGAAGGAUAUAUGAUAUUUAAGGCAUCACUGCACAGCCAUUGAGUGUUUUAGGGAUUCUGAUUUUUACUGUUUACAGGUUAAUAUAUAUGCACAACAGUAAUGAAGAUAUUUUAGAUUAACUAAAGUUUUUUUGCCGCUGGUCACGGGUGAAAUUGGGUUGAACCCUAAUUUGUCAUUUGGGGAUUUAUCAGGUAAAUGCUUAAGAUCAGAAAUCCUAGAUACGCAAUGGCCUUUUGGUGAUGUCAAAAGCCAUUGGGGAGCUGAACGCCACGGUUUUCUUAUUUAUUUUUGAGAAACUUGAAAGAUAUUGCAAAUCCAAAUCGGCAAAGGUGUGAUUUUGACACGCUAUUUCUUUUAAAGAUAAACGUUAUUUAAAUAUAUGGCUAGUUUGAGCACACGUUGACUACGUAAGGAAAUGUUUUAUUGGCAUUUCAAACCUUUUAAUGUAGUUUUUUGAUUAGUGAUAUUCAAGAGAAUGGCUAUAUUUCUUGGAGAUGUGUGUUCAAUGAGAGUGAAUGCAACAAACUGAUAUUUAUUUGUGAUUCUGGAUUUUGAACCUUUUCUUUAAGGAAUUAUUCGAAGUAGCCCAAGUUUCAUAAAUAAUGCCUGUUGCUGCUGUAAAAUGUAGUACUGUUAACAUCUGUCUUGCUGAGUGGUUAACAUCUGUAUUCAGCUUUGUAUAAGGCUAGUUCUGGUGUGCUUUAUUUAUUACAUUUCUUUCUAUGUGUAUUUUGCAGAAUUUAACAGUUCAAAAUUGCUAAAGAAUUAAUGUUAAAUUAAAGAGUGUUAUAUUCUCUGAAUAAA